Messenger RNA from Anneissia japonica, 10885 nucleotides. RefSeq names its product cilia- and flagella-associated protein 47-like. The transcript is spliced from 52 exons. The coding region runs from base 144 to 10061 and encodes 3305 amino acids. NCBI's taxonomy places the organism in Eukaryota, Metazoa, Echinodermata, Crinoidea, Comatulida, Comatulidae. The record is from RefSeq and is a predicted model, not a curated record. Gene Ontology annotation, molecular function: protein binding.
CGCCUUGGCAACCAUAGCUCAAGUUUACAAAAUGGCAGCCAAUUUAUUUCACGAUAAACUUUGUGUGUUGAUGUGUAUAGGCUGUUAAUGCUUUCAAAUUAUAAUGAUCUGUUUUGGCUGUGCACUGUAGAUCAGUUUUGAAAAUGAAGAUGGACGGGGAUGUAGCAGGAGUGAGAAUUUCACCUCCUGUUAUUGAGUUUUUCGAUGCAGACUCAGACACAGUGUACACUGUGAAUUUGACUGUUCAAAACAUCAGCAAGUUCAGCAAGCAGAUUAAAUUUCAUGGGCCUGAUUCAAAGAAAUUCGAAUUGAAAGUGAAAAACCCAGAGAAACCAGUGGCUCCAGGGCUGGAAGUUCCAGGCACCAUAUCCUUUACGACAGACGAACCUCUAGAUUGUCAAGACAGAAUAAUUCUUUUGGUUGAUGAGGACGUUAUUGAAAUUCCUAUUUUUGUCUACAGCCCCCAGCCUCUCCUGGAUGCAGAUGGAGAGGUUGACUUUGGAACAGUUGUCUGCAAUGGAAAGGUGCUAAUGAAACAAUUUUCAAUCUUCAACCAUGGAACUGUAUCUGGCACGUUCAAAUUACACUACAAUGGAGAUAAACCGGUCAAGAUUAUUCCAACAAGCGGUACAAUUAAACCAAACUCAGGCCAGCUUAUCAAGGUUGAAUUUAUUACCAAAAACACUGGUGCUGUCAAUGAAGAAUUAGAAGUUGAACUUGCAAAUCAAGAUCCUUCCACACUGAUCAUCAAAGCCAAUGUGGUUGAACGUUGUCUUGAACUUUUGUCUGUGGACAAUGAAGAUCUGAUCGAUUGUAUUCGCUUUGGAUGUACCUAUUAUGGCACUGAUAAGAUGGAGGCAGCGUACCUUUACAACAACAGUCCACAUGCAGUCAGUUUUGUAACUGUACUGCAAGAGGAUGCUGAAGGCAUGGAAGUUGGUAACGACCUUACCAAGUCAACUGUUCGUACACUUGCUGCAUCUAACCAAGAAAAGGUGCGUGCUAGUACCAACCCCCUGACAACUUUGGUAACUACAUUUCCAAACCAGGGCAGUUUAGCAGCUUAUGAGAAAAUUCCGGUGUUCUUCAGAUUCAGUCCAAGGUAUAACACCCUAAGGCAAGGUUGGAAAAGCACAGCAACCCCACCUCCAAGGCAGGACUUCUCCCUGUUCAUGCAGUUUGCUAUGGUUGGCAGCAGCAAAGGCUUCUCGGAAUCUCAAAGUGAAGGCCUUGGAAGCCCUGAAGGAGCAAAACUAGAAGUUGCUUUAACAGGGACUGCUCUUCCAGUCCUUUUGACACUUAACCCUCUCAUGCACUAUGACAUGGGUAACUGUCCAGUCGGAGAGCAUGUGGACACUCUUUGUGAACUGCGUAACGAAUCCACGAUACUUCCUGUUGAAUUUGUCUUUACGAAGAUAGCUCAGUUUACAAUUCAUCCGCAGUUUGGAAAACUGAGGCCAGGAGAUGUCCAGGAUAUCAUCAUAUCAUUUAAACCAAACCAGUUCGGGACAUUCAGGUGUAUGCAACUGAUGGAUGUUAUCGGAGCCAUGGCUGAUACUGGUGCAAAUUCACACCCUACUGAUGUACACCGAGAAGCAAUACAUACCUUGCACAUAUCACUCCACGGAACAAGCGAUGCAGUUUCCACCGAGAAGAAGCCCAAGUUCAAUCCAGGUAUCACACCAAUGGUUGUAGGUGAAGUUGGUCAGUUUGUCUCUGUGACAAUGGAUGAAGCUUCUUCAUAUAAACCUAGAGCUGCUAUGUUGAAUGCCCCGAAGACAGGACGUCUGCAUGCAACCAAGUCGGCCUCAGCAGUGCUCGAUUCUUCUGCUCUUGUUGCAUUUCCCAAUGAUAGGGCGCGGAGUGUUCGUCCUAGCUACCGUAAAGAAAACUACAAGACCAUCUUCACUAAGACUGAUCGACACACCUAUGUGGAUCCUGAUUAUGCAUAUGAUGAUGACGAAAUGGGAGAAAUUCAACGUCACAAGAACAAAUACAAUCAAUACUUACAGGAAUGCAGGGAGAAAAGAAAAGAGAAAAUAAGUUCCCAGGAGUUCAAGACAUUGAAUACUGCCAAGGAUAUUGGCUUGAAACCAGCAUCUGGACUCAGACCAUCAAAGCUUAAAGUUGAUGACAUCAAAAAUAUUGUGAAAUCUCCAACCCCACCGAAUAAUGGAAAUCGUAUGCUGAGCUCAAAGUGGCUGACUAACAAAGAAAUGCUGUCAACUAGUAGGCCUAGCAGUGGAGGCCUAAAUGCAGUACCUAUGACCCCUCAAGAGAAGAUGGACUGCAAAACAAAGCUUUCUCCACAGCACCUCUACCAAGUUAUCAUUGGACCACCAGUAAUUGAUUUUGGUCGAGUUUGCCUCAAGUCUACCAGUUCAAGAAGUUUGGAUAUUGUGAACAAUCUCAGCCAAUACAUCCACAUCCUGGUAGAGAUUGAUUGCAAUGAACUGCGUCAAACGAGCCCUCUGUCUCAAGUUGUUCCACCAAAUUGUAAAGCAGCACUUCCUCUCAUCUUUGAAUCCAACACCAAAGGAGCAUUCCAAAGAAAUGUCAAGUAUACAGUGAACGGACAUCAUAAAGAUCACAUUGUGGUGAGGGCAGAUGUUGUGCCCGUUGCUUUAAUUCUUCCUACCGAACUUCUGGAGAUCAAACCAACCCCAGGAAUGCCAGCUGAAGCAGGUCUAAGAAGUGUGAUUAGCCUAAGGAAUGAAAGAAAUUAUCCAGCAGAAUUUACCUGGCAACCUAUUCUUGGAGAAAGAGGAACUGCAUUCUCCAUCCGACCAGCAACAGGAACCGUGGACGCUUUCAAGGAUCUUGAUUGUGAAGUGGUCUUCCAUCCAUCUUUCCAUGCUCCAGAGGAAGGAGAAUUUAUCCUGCAGGUCCAUGGUGGUGAUGAAUUAAAACUGAAGUGCAUGGCUGAUCUUGGGCCAACUCAAGUGAUGUUUAUGGAGAGGCGAAUACUGUUUGGACAAGUACCAUUACACCUGACUACAACACAAACAGCAGUAUUACAUAACAAUAGCCACAACCAUGCAUAUUUUCAGGUUUUGGACCCGAAUCCUGUGCCAGGCCUGAUGGUUUCUCCAGUGCAGGGUGUUAUACCUGUUGGAGGUAACACUGAGCUCAAGAUAUAUCUUACUCCAGGUGCUCUCAUGAAAUUUGAUACUAGACUUGAGGUUUCCAUUCGGGGAUGGAAGACAAUUGAUUUAAGGAUGGGUGGAACAGUUGCUCCCCCUUCUGUUAAUAUAGAUAUGCCUGCAUUCCAAUUUGGUGGUGUUUAUUGUGGUUCUGAACUUGCGCUUCCAUUUCGACUGAUCAACAAGGUGCGAACACCAGCCAAAGCUGUCUUUGACCUCUCGCGCUACAGAGACUUCAUCCUCAAGUUUGACACAGAUGUGAUGGAAGAGACAGAGGACAUUCUUAGUCCAGGCAUCUAUAAGGUUUCACUUAGGAGGGAAGAGACCAUCAACUGCCAGCUUAUCUUCCGUCCAACAGAGGUAGCAUCAUAUGACUUUAACAUCAAUGUCACCAUAAACCAGGUAGAUCCACCUUCACCAGAUCCGACCCCCUUCCCACCGACACCAGCACCAUCAUCAAAGAGCAUCCAGCAUAUCAUUACCCCAAGGCCUAUGGUUGUGACCAUUGCAACCCCGAAAAGGAAAAUCACUGCCACUGCUCUGCGACAACCUCUGCAGUUGUCACACUAUCACAUUGACUUUUCCCUACCAUCUGGAUUCAAAGAAAGUGGCAAUGUUCUAGGACAAACAAGAGGUACAAUGCUUGUGAACAAUAGUGAUAAAGAACUUGUCUGGAGUCUGAAUCUGGACAAUUGUGGGAAAGCCACUGGAGAUGGUAUUUUCCGGUUCUUGAUGCCUUCUGGUGUGCCAUUCAUUUCUUAUAAGAAAGGAGGUGGAGCUGUGGGUGGAACUUUAACUCCUGGCGAGACAUAUGGUCUUGGAGUCAUGUUUUGUCCAGUGGAAGCUGGUGAGUACAAGGCUGAUGUUCCUCUCAUUCUCAAUGGCAACAAAGAUCAACCUUACCAGCACCUGAAGAUUCAUGGCACUUUGAAGUCACCCAGGCUGACAUUUGACCCCAUUGCUAUUGUCCUCACACCAGUUCCAUUAGCAACAGAAGUCUCCGCCAAUUUCACCAUACAAGCAGCUGGUUUUAGACAGAAAAAUGUCAUCGAUGUGGAACUUCCUGACAUUGAACUUGAAGAUGGCAGCACGUCCUCCAUUCUGGCAGUCUCCUUUCCAGAUGGUCAGACCAUCCAGCCAUGCUCUGUUGAUGAAGGUCACCAGGAACCAUUUAUCCUGAAGUGUAGGGUUACGUUCUGUUCUCCAAGACCAGUGUCUUUCUCUCAACCCAUCAAAUUUCUUGAUGACAUGGGAAACAGUUUUUCAAUUGUGGUUACUGCAACUGCAGACAACUGUUUACUUACUGCCUACCACUUCAUCGCCAAACAUCGAACUGACUACCAAAUUGUAACAGAGCAGGGACGUUCUCUUAAAGGAAGACGCACAUCUUCAAAAGAAAGUGUGAAUGUUGGGGAAGCAAUGAUCCUGCCGGUGGAAUCGCCAACUAGACCAUCGACUCGAAACAGUUCAAGUACAAGCUCAAGAUUUGGCGCUACUUCAUCUACUUAUGAUGAAUCAACGGCUAGUGUUACUGAGUCAACCUAUCGUAGCACUCCUCGUGAUGGUGCUGUGAAUCAUGCCACUAACGGUGGUUCCAGUUACGACCCACAGAGCCGUCUAGGCCUAGUGUCAAGAUCUUUAGGCUCGGCUGCCUUCCCUGAUGAAGACUCAGAGGAAGGGGUGUUUCACCAUGAAGUAUUGAUGGCCAUUCAGCGUUGGAUCACACUACAUGGCUGGGGCGGUGGACCUUGUCCAGCCACAGUUCCAGACACAAUGAGGAGUGGAAUCUCCAAGAACUCUGUGAAAGAUGCUGUACGGGAUAAAACUGUGCAAGGCAGUCCGGCAACCAACAACCAGAAGAAGAAAUUUGCUAAGACCAUCUUUGACAUGAUUGCUCAUUUGAGUGGACGUCCUAUUCCAGGUAUUCCCAUUGACCAUGCAUUGCCAAGCGACCCAGCUGAGAGGGUGCUGCAGCUACACUGGAUGUACUCCACAUUGUUGACAUUCCUAAGGAGCCAAGGUGCAUCUGUAGCUAGCAUUAAACCUGAAUACCUGUUUGAGCCAAAUGACUACCAGAGAUACAUGAAGAUGCAAUUCAAUAUCCAAGAGAAGCUUGAAUCUAAAUCACAGGUGUCCCCCCUCCAAGCUCUUCAGGUGGAUACUACUUUGGAUCAGGUGCUGUUUGAGUCUGUGUCCAAGAGAGCAUGGACAGACCUUCUUCUCCAGUCUAUCAAGGUUCUCAUUUUGUCAAGAGUGACUCCCAGGAGUUUGAAGACCCAUGCUGCGCCGGGGGGUCAGACACUACCGUCUGUCAAUGCCGAUCCCCAGUCUAGUAAUAUAUAUGGUGUCGGGGAGAGAAUUCUUUUAUCCUGGCUGAACCAUUAUUAUGAGCAACAGCGGCACAAGAUAUGGGUGGAAUGUAAUAAAGAGUCUCAGUAUCUUGUAUUUCACCGUCCAACAGGAGGAGUUCCUCCCUCCCGUUGGGUAGUGAAUUUUGACUACGACCUCUUAGACGGCUUGGUAUUGGCAGCUCUGCUGGCCGCUCACGUUCCAUUUCUGGUCAACACACACUUACGAGAUAUGUACACGCACCCAGCCACUGCUGAACAGUGCCUGCAUAAUGCACUCAAAGUAGUAAAUGCCCUUAAGAGUAUUGGAGUUGAUUAUGAUAUCCAGGCCAUAGACAUUACUGAUCCUAAUCCAAUAUCUCUAUUGUUGCUCUGCAUUCAUCUUUACCAACGCUUACCACAGUAUGUGCCCAAGAGCUCUGUAGACUUUCUGGGUUCCCUUCAUGCAACUGUUACGAGACAGGUUCGGUUGACAAAUCCAAGCAAGAAGCCUCUUAUCUACCACGCAUUUAUUGCCGGACGGGAUGCCCAAGACUUCCGAAUACCAAACAUAAAGCAGAUUACUGUUGCACCAAAGAGCAACUAUGACCUCAUGUUGGAGUUCACUAGUCGAUUCUUGAGACCAGCAGAGGGAGUGCUAGUACUGGUUGGAAGGAGACUUGGAUCAGCUUGUGGGACCACAUUGGUGUUCAAUUUGAGAACUUCAAUUGAUAAUAUUGUUCCCUCUGCUACAAUCAAAUGCGAAUCACCUUGCUAUGAGCUGAACAAAGUUGAAAUUGAAGUUGUAAACCCAUUCAACAAAAGUGCAGAAUUUCGUAUUGUCCUAGUUGAGGCAAAUGAAACAUUCCCCUCAAUGGAUUUAAAAAGUAAAACCAGCAGCUUGAUGAACACAAAGGGCGAAAAGACAAGGCCUAAGAAAGUACGGUCUAAGAUUGACCAUGGGCAGAGAAAAGAGCGCUCACCAACCCCACUAACUGUAGAAGAUAUGCAGACCGAAAUGGAAAAUAAGGAAACGGAUGUGAAUGGCCUGGUGAGUGCAUUCUUUUGUGAUAAGAAAUUGGUUAAAAUUGAUGCGAAUAGCGUCACAACAGUUUACAUUGACUUCCUGCCGUUCAACAUUGGUAAGCGCCAGUGCUCAGUGCUGUUCAUCAAUGAGGAUGUGGGAGAAUUCUUGUACUCGAUUGAGGCCACAGCUCUGCUGCCACUCCCAUCUUGUUUGCCAUUUACGCCAACCAAACACAGCGUCAGAAUAAGCAGUGCUGCUGCAGCAGGCUCAGGAAGAGGUCUGUACGGUGGUGAUGAUAGAGUCAUCUAUUGGCGUUGCGACAGUAAUCAAACCCUUAACGAGGAGCUCACCAUCCCGCUAACGAACACAGCAUACGAACAGGCGCUGGUCAUAGCCGCACAGCAGCGUAUGAAUAGCACAGAGAUAAAACGACGUCAAAAGACGGGCACCUUAGCCGCAGGAACAGUCACCGCUGCUAUUGCGGCUCUGGGUCUGUCAGACAGAGGAGUGAUUUCUGACCAGUCACUUACUUUGUUGAGUAAUAAGAAACAAGAGGGAAAAACAUUUUCUGUUGAAACUAGCUCAAGAUUUUUUUCUGCACCAUCGUCUGUAACCAUGCCGUCACCUUUGGAGUUGAAGGCUAGAUCAGCCCAAGAUGUCAUGAGAAAUGGUGAAAUUACUAAAAGGUCACCAGCAGGACUUGUUGGGUCAAAAGGUGUCAUUCUGGAUGAGGGCAGUGUUCGUCUACCUAUCAAAUUUGUCCCCAAAGAAGCGGGACACUACCCUUGCCAGCUAGUUCUUCGUUCCCCCAAAGACAUCAGAGUGUACAUGCUUGAAUGCACUGUCAGCCCAGAAGGCUCUGCAGCCCAGAUUGAGUUCACUGCCCCAGUACAUCAAUCAAUUACCCAGGAUAUUCCCAUUAUCAAUCAAACUAAUUUUGAUUGGCCGUUGAAUGCCUGUCUUGAAGGUGUUGGUUUCUAUGGACCACCAUUCAUCUUAGCAAAAGCAAAGCAAACCUCUUAUUACCCGUUGAUGUUCAGACCAUCCUUUGAGUCAGUCAUAGAGCCCACUCACACGGGCUCGAAAGUAGCAUUUGUACACAAUUUCAUGGGUAAGCUUGUUUUAUGUAACACUGAGGAUGGAACAGAACAUUACUUCAAGCUGAAGGGAGAGGGACAGAAGCCACUGGCCUUGGACCAUAUCAUAAUAGAAUGUGACGUUAGAUCCAAUGUAAAGAGAAUGAUUCGCAUUCCUAACGUGACACCGAACAAGUUGAUCUAUCACGCUGUUUCUGAUCUUCCAAUCGUCAGUGGACCAUCUACUAUUACAGUCCUGCCUGGCAAAGAGGAGGAAUAUGUUAUAUCUGUAUCCCCAUGGAAACGAGGAGUAUUUAAAGGUGUUUUGUCGUUUGUUGCUGGUGGCACAGCAAACCUAAAGGAUGAUAAUGAAGAUGAUGUUGGCAGUCGAGGCAGCAAGCCAAGCAGUGGUAUGAAAAAAGCAAGCAACAGCACAUCAAACACCAGUUCAACAUCAUCAACAGCACAUGUAUGUGAUGCCAGAAAGGGUUACAGAAUCUGGUACUCCAUUGAGGUCCAAAGCUCAAAACCACCUCCAGAGAAAACGAUCAGUAUUAACUGUUCUGCUCAGUCCGCAGCAGUGAUGGAGGUGGACAUUAUCAAUCCAACUGCACAAGAUCUUACCUUUGAUGUCCUCAUUGAAGGGGAAGGCUUGAGAGGAGAUGCUGAAAUUUAUUUGACUGCUGGACAAAAGAAACUUUAUCAAUUAGUCUUCUCUCCAGCUGUCAUCGGUAAAACACAGGGAAGUUUGAUUUUCCAGAAUAAAGUUGUCGGUGAGUUUUGGUACCUGUUACAUCUUUCUGCAGAGACCCCGGGACCUACUAUACUGCCACACAUUGAGUGUGAGUUGGGUAAAUGGAGUCGUCUGUUCAUCACCCUUAGCAACCCCACUCUGGAGACUUUGGAACUUACUCCAUCAUGCAGCAACACAAACAAUUUCACUAUCGAUCUUGAGCCAGAUGCCAAGAUUGUGAUGGCGCCUAAUUCAACUGUCGAGGUUCCGUUGCAAUUCAUGCCGUCAUCACUGGGUCAGAGUAAUCAUACAGCCAAGGUGGCUUUCACCUGUGACCAGCUUGGUGAAUGGGUUUUCAUUGCAUCUGGUACAGGACUUACCCCGGCACCUUUGGAAACUGUGAGCAUUAGCUCCACGUUACUCUCAAACACCUCCCUCAUCAUUCCAUUCCGAAAUCCGACAAAUGAGACAGUUUUCGUGGAUGUAGUUUUGUCAGAUAACACAGAUUUGUUGCAGAAUAUCACAGAACCCCUUGAACAAAAUCAGAUCAACCCAGAUUCAGCAUUUUGCCUUCUUCUUAAACAUACCACCAACAUUCAUUUGGGCCCAAAGGCAACUCUUGAUAUUCCAUUUACAUUUGCACCUGACAACAUGCAAUUGCACAAGGCUCUUUGUGUUGUGUCGAUCCGUCGUGUAGACAGCUCAGAUUGGGAGUAUGAAAUACCGGUUGAACCCAAUCACCCUUAUGGGCGAAGGUAUGCUGACAAAACGGAAUGCAAAUCAGGCCUGAAACAGAUCCGAUGGAUCUACCCCAUCCAUGGAAUUCCUGAAUCCCAUCCGGUUAUUGAUAAGGGGGCUAAAAUAAGCUGUCAGGCUAGAAGCCGAAUUGAGGAGUAUCUUGAAGUAUCCCUCAUGGGUGCUGUUCCAAGCUCUGCUACUGGGUAUAGAUCGAUAAGAACAAGGUCCACCACCCCAGAAGACUUGUGCUUUGAUAGGUCUAAGACCGAUGGUGUAGUUGUCGGAGAAGGUAACAAGGUCACUGAAGAGUUUUCUUACAAUCUGAUGUAUAAUAAUGAGCAAGAUGAAGCAAACCUCAAGCACUGCGUCUCACUGACUCUUGUGAAGAAAUUCAGAGACAAACUAACUGGCAUUGUGAAUCUAGUGUUCAGUGUUGUAUAUGCACCAUUUAAAGUAAUGAGCCAUGAUGUACAGUUGUGUAUCUCAGUAGCAACUGGAGGUGUCUGGCGUUUCCCCAUCACAUUUCAAUCCACAGAAGCCACUGUCGAUGAUGUUUUUACAAUCGAAUCAGCUGGCCUCAACCGCGAGUCCUCUAUAGGAUUCAGAUUAACAAGCCAGAAGAAACAUCCAAUGAUGUUCACCGCUUACUUCUUGGCUGAAAGCGACCAGGAAUUUAGCGUCACACCACAAACUGGUGAGCUACAGGCGCUGGGAACAAAGGGAACUUUGAUCCAGUUAACCUUCAUUCCCAAGAUAUAUGGCAAAAAAUAUCGAGCAAAGCUGGUUGUACAGACAUCUGAAAUGCAAUGGACGUACGAUGUGAUUGGAACAACUCCAGAGUACACACCACCCUCUGGUCAUUCGCAAAAGCCGAUUGCAGGACCACAUAAUGUGCCGCUUAAGAGGGGUAAACAACGGAAUUUUGUGCGUGAUAACUUACGUCUCACUACCACGGCCGUUUCAUCGCCUGUAAAGGGAGCACCGGUCAUUGUUAAAGUAAAUAAGUCAGAUAUCUGAAUGUUGAAGAUUAAUUUUUUUUAAUGUACAUAUGAAGCAAUUAAUAUGUAUACAGACACUUUAAAUUAUAUUUUGUUUCUUAAUCAUAAUAAACUGUACAAAAUAUCUUCAAUGUUUGAUAAGUGGAGGGGUUCGGUUUUUGCUGUGUAGAACCUUUAUUGUUUAUUUUUGUUUCAUAAAAAGCAAGUUGUUUGCCUUUUAGCAGCAUGUUUUCAAUACAUGCUGAUUACAAUCUUAAUGCCUGUCUAUUAAAUAAUUUAUUUAUGUAUUAAUUUCUAAGCUAGUUCGAAAUACUGAGAUGCAUCCAGUGGCAGAUCCGGGAAUUUUAAAUAGAGGGGGCUUAGGGAAGGACAUUCAUAGAUAGAGGGUCCACCCACCUCAGCCCCACCAUGGUAGGGGCUGAGGAAAGAAAAUUCAUGAUUAUGGCACCUUUAGAUGGCCAGGAAUGGCACCCUUGAAUUUGCCACUGGCAUCUUGCAAUUUGUAGUAAAAAUAAAAUGUCUACAUUGGUAUUACAAUUGUAUAUAUUUGCCCAUACUAGCAAUUGUUGCAUAAACACACAACUGUUACACUUUUGAAACAAUUGUUAGUACAAACAGAUAGUAAAUUCUUUUGAGAGCAUUAUUUUUAGGUCAACAUUACUAAGCACAUUUGAUAUUAUUUAUAAUAAGCAUUCCAUAAAUGGGCAGCAUAAUAUAAUAGACUUAUCAUUCUGUUUUUUUAUCAUUGCCACAAAAAAAAGUAGAAAGAUUAUAAUCCUAUAUUAAAUGUGUGUUGUUAAGAUUCUUGCAAUAAUUCCUAUUAAAGCUGUUAAGGAAACAUGA